AUGGUGACCGGGGCUAACAAACUGCUGUCACAUCAGCUGAAACAAUCAACAACUGCUGGCUCUAUUGUUGCAAUUAAGGAUGGGCAUGGACAUGUACUUAUAGAUCAGAAGGACAUUAAUAUGGAAUUCAAAUUAUUUUACGAGAAAUUGUACAGCUCUGAAGCCAGUGACUUGGUCCAAGUGGAGAACUUCUUCAGUGACCUGACUCUGCUCACUUUAGAGGACUCAGAUAAAACUAAGUUGGAGUCGGAUUUGUCUCUGUCUGAAAUAGACAAUGCCAUUAGGAAGAUGAAAUCUGGUAAAGCACCUGGCCCAGAUGGGUAUCCAAUAGAAUUUUUCAAAACAUUUGCCUCCAAAUUGGCCCCGUUGCUGUUAAAAGUUUUCAGGGAGUCCCUGGACAACAAAGUUCUGCCCACGACAAUGACCCAAGCUACAAUUUCACUGUUGCUGAAAAAAUCCAAAGACCCGCUCCUUUGCGAAUCAUAUCGUCCCAUUAGCCUUCUCAACUGCGACUAUAAGAUUCUAGCAAAGGCGCUGGCAGGGCGACUUGAAACUGUCCUUCCAAAAUUGGUACACCCAGACCAGACGGGGUUUGUUGUGGGGAGGCAAAUAUCUAGCAAUCUUCGGCGGGUGUUUAAUGUCAUCUAUCAACGCAGUGAUAUUGUGCCUGAGACGGUGCCAGUCUUCAUUCCUAAAGCUUUUUUUAAGGAACUGAAUGGGUGCAUGUCCAUGUUCAUCUGGAAUAAAAACAUCCCUCGAAUCAGAAGAGAGUUCUUAGAAAGACGGAGGGAAGAUGAGGACCAUCACGCUCGGCGCCGGGGACAGGCAGGUGAUCCAGACGCCUGUCACGGACUCGCUCCCCGUCAGCGGCAGCAGCGUCGCUCAGCUCUUCAGACAACUCGGUAUCUCGUGAACGUGCUCUGUCUGUUCUGUGCGGCUCUGACUGAACAUAAGAUCCUGUUUUUGUCGAGUAGUUAUCAGAGGCUGACGGACGCGUGCAGAGGGCUUCUGUCCAUCAUGUUCCCGCUCAAAUACAGUUUCACGUACGUCCCCAUUCUUCCCGGUAAACUUCUGGAGGUCCUGAGCACGCCCACCCCCUUCAUCAUCGGAGUCAACUCUUUCUUCAAAUCUGAGACGCAAGAACUGUUGGACGUGAUCAUCGCUGACCUGGACGGUGGAACAGUGACGAUCCCCGAGUGCGUCCACAUCUCUCUCCUGCCUGAACCUCUGCUGCAGCAAACACAGACUCUGCUCUCGAUGGUUUUGGACCCAGAGUUGGAAGUCGCUGACCACGCCUUUCCCCCAGUCUGCAACCAGCCCUCCUCACUAAAAAUACAGGACAAAGAGAUCCGUGCCGUGUUCCUGUGGCUCUUCGCUCGCCUCUUUCGGGGAUAUCGAUGGUGUUUACACAUAAUCCGCAUCCACCCUGAGCCCGUCAUCCGCUUCCACAAGGCUGCGUUCUUGGGUAAAAGAGCUCUGUCUGAGGACGACUUCCUGAUGAAGGUUCUGGAUGGAAUGGCCUUCGCCGGGUUUGUGUCUGAGCGAGGACCUCCCUACAGAACCACGGACCUGUUCGACGAUCUCAUGGCCAAUCAGGUGGAGAGGAUUCGACAGGCGGAGGGCGACCCCCACAGAACCAUGAACCACAUCAAGGAACUGGCAGAACAUCUCUUUAAAAACGAGAACCCGUACCCCACCGUGUCAAUGCACAAACUGCAGCGUCCGUCAGAAAACGCCCAGACUCCGCACUCCCCGUUCCCGCCGCUGGACGACGUGGCCGUUCAGCUCUUCGUGGACCACGCUGCUGCUAAACUCAAGACGGCGCCCCCUGUGGUGAAGGCCGAGGUCAAGGCCAUGGUGCCCUCCGGACCUCCUCUGGGCGACACGGUGGACCGGAACAGUCACGUGAUGGCGAACAGCGCCCGCAGACUGGAGGUGGUCAGAAACUGCAUCACCUACAUCUUCGAGAACAAGAUGCUGGAGGCCAAGAAGCUGAUGCUGAGAGCUUUGAUAGACAGACCAUAG
Messenger RNA from Boleophthalmus pectinirostris (great blue-spotted mudskipper), 2025 nucleotides. Its product is annotated as myotubularin-related protein 5-like. The transcript is spliced from 13 exons. NCBI's taxonomy places the organism in Eukaryota, Metazoa, Chordata, Actinopteri, Gobiiformes, Gobiidae. Bases 1 to 2025 code for a protein of 674 amino acids. The record is from RefSeq and is a predicted model, not a curated record. Gene Ontology annotation, cellular component: cytoplasmic vesicle. Gene Ontology annotation, biological process: regulation of Rab protein signal transduction.